AUCGGCUGCAGUUAGCUCCGAGUCUCCUUCACUGCGUCGGCGCUCGCGCGCGUUCGCUGGCCGGGGGCCCCCCACUUGCCUGUCGCUGCCGACACAACAGUGGGCAUCGCCUUCAUCAGCUAAUUUUGCGGGCCUUUCCAACCAUCUGACUAUCAACUUCGUAUUGUAUUCAUCGUGCGGGUAGCCACAACCCUGCUGCUGAUAGCCGCAGGUCAUGGCCCCAAUGAAACACCAAGCCUCCAGAUGGACAUCGCGCAGGCUGCGCAUCCGCUUCCGAACCGCUACACCACCGAGCCAGUCCCACUGGACAGCAACAGCCCGCACUAUCGACAUACUUCUUCGACCAUUCCGAGCGCCAGUCCAGGGUUCGACUCGACGUUGGUGGCGCAUCGAUCGCUUCGUGCUAUAAGAAGGGGCGACGCAUUUCCGCGGGCCAUAGGGCACGGCAGCUGGCCGCAGGGGCACAUGGAUAACCCUUUUGUAUUCAUCGUGCUGGUGAAACCUACAGGUUGUGGUUAAGCCUGCGACUCUCCGUCGAGGUGAUUCUCUGCUGCUUUUGAGAACAAUGUCAUCGAGGCAGCCGGCUGCCGGUGGCUGGAGGGCGAGCGCCGUGAGCGGUGAGGAUCACCGGCCCAGCGGUCAGUGCUUCAUGGCGGCCGACGGCCAGAUCUACUGGCAGCCGACACCACAACGCAGCGCCGCUCCCAGGGGUUACAAACCGGGACCCCGCUUCAGUGGCUAUGAGCAGCAGUACUCGCCUUAUGAAGAGUACUCUCCUUCCGCUGAGCCGCAGCGAGCUUCGAAAAGCAGGCAGCAGAUCCGUCAAGCGGGUCCUGUGGACACAGGGCCAGCGUGCGACAGCCGGUACAUGGAGCGCCCCGGGGCACCGUCGGUAGCCACAUCGAGGACGAGGCCCAGUCGUCCAGUUCUCCGGGAGGCGGAGGAGAGCUGCGUUGGACCGGAGCCGAAGCUGCCUGCCGCGACGCCGUCCAGAUCGGAGAGAGGAAAGGAAGCCCCUGACUCAAGGCAAGGAGCUGCCAAGAUUGGGGAUCCGGCCGACGGGGCACAGCAGCCCACAGCGGCGGCAGAGCCACGAGAGAGGAAGCGGUCGGUGUUGCUGUUCCUGGCGUGCUCGGUGGCGUUCGUCGGCGUCGCCGUCGCGGUCAUCCUGGUGUACACCUUGGGCGCCCCCGCAACGGCGAGGCGCCUCAAGAGCCCGCGCUUCUGCGGCGACGUGCCUUCCUGGAGGACGAACCGACUUAAGAAUGACUUCACGAAGUGCUCGGAAGAGUCCUGCUCGAAGAUCGCGUGCGGACCGAUCAACGACACUUGGUGCCUGACUGGGGCGCCGCCAUUCGACAGCAAGUGCGAGUGCUGCGACUGGUGCGUCGUCCGGGACCUCGUCUGCGGCAAGCGGGCUCGGGUGAGCAGCGGCUCCAAUCCGUACGCUUCCUGCCAGGCAAGUUGCGGACGCCUCUGAAGAGCCAUACGAGAGAUUGCCUACCCUACUGCUGGUGCUUCUCGAGGCAAGACAUAUGUCGCGGUAUAAAAGGUGAUUGGCAAGACAGCUUCGAUGUUAUAUUUAUUUUUUCUGCCUUCAAAUGUUUAUCCCGUGAAAAAGUACAGUACCUUGCGUGUAGAUCUGCUGUCAGACGGACGAUAGUAAGGUUGCGCUCGCUGAUUCCGGGCGUACGUAAUAAAGGGCAAAGCCCCUGCGCGUUGGUUCGUGCGUUUGAAAA
Messenger RNA from Dermacentor albipictus, 1739 nucleotides. RefSeq lists its product as uncharacterized. The record is from RefSeq and is a predicted model, not a curated record. Lineage: Eukaryota; Metazoa; Arthropoda; Arachnida; Ixodida; Ixodidae.